AUGUCGCACAACUUGUCGGAGGAGGACCAGAAAGAGAUCAACGCUUUUCUGGACUCGGAGCAGUCCAAGGCCCGCGUGCAGGCGACAGUGCACACGUUCACGGAGCGCUGCUGGGACCAGUGUGUGAAGUCGUCGAUCGGUACGCACUUUGGCCGUGGCGAGGAGGCGUGCCUCAGCAACUGCGUGGAGCGCUUUUUGGACACAUCGCUGCUGAUUGUGAAGAAGCUCGAGAGCCAACGUGACCUGGCCGCCUAG
Malassezia pachydermatis is the source of this 255-nucleotide messenger RNA. RefSeq names its product mitochondrial import inner membrane translocase subunit tim8. The coding region runs from base 1 to 255 and encodes 84 amino acids. The record is from RefSeq and is a predicted model, not a curated record. NCBI's taxonomy places the organism in Eukaryota, Fungi, Basidiomycota, Malasseziomycetes, Malasseziales, Malasseziaceae. The transcript is spliced from 3 exons.